GCAACUCCUGGGCUGUUACAGUAGGCAUCGGCCACAUUGUCUUGGCUUCGGCGGGCUAGCCCCAGCUGAGCUGGCCUGGUCUGCCUUGUAAUCCAGCUGGCAAUGUCUGAACUACAUCUGCAAGGGUCUCGCCCUCUGCCGCCGGCCCCCUUCUGUCAGCAGAAAGGGGCAUACCGGAGCUGCACUGGGAUGUGUCGUGGCGCCGCCUUGAAUUGAAGGCAGUUGGGACCAUUUUGCGAGGAGGGCUGGCAAUGAGCAGACCAUACUGCGAAGUUCAGGUUGGAGCUGUCGUUAGGGUUUUUUGCAGUCUCCGCUAUAUGCUCGAGGACUCGCGGCUGCAGGUCCAGCGCAGCAUGUUCGGCCUCCCUCAUUGCCGCCGCGCCCUCCGCGAAUCCCGACGGAAGAGUCGGCCCCUCUGCUGCACGCCCUCUGUCUGACGGCACGCCCGCCGCACGCCCGCCAUCGCCAUGAGGCACGUUCUUUCCUAUCACGCGCGUAUGGACUGGGUGCAGCAGAGCUCUGAGCCGAUUCUCGCCCCUGGCCUGCCCGACCUUGAGCUUCAAGGCGCGACGUGGACCCGUCGCGGCGGUCUGUGCCACUUUUUGCUCCUCCGCGUCGUGUGCUCCCUGCAGCCGACGCGGCGACGCGGGGGGCCUGGACAGGCGCGCAGACCCCUCCUCGGCGAUCGACGUUCGAUCCAGACCCCCUCGGCGCUGCUCCCCGCGCUGGGCGCCUGGGACAGCAGGGCACGGCCAACAAGCACGUUGCUCUGGAGGCGUCGAGGCGAGGGCCAGGGCCCGGGCAGCACGUCGAUCGCCCACCUCCUGCAAAUGCCCCCUUCGCCGCGUGCCGCGCGCAGAGGCGCGCUGCGGUCCCCGCAGCCUCCCCGCACCGGGGGCCUGCACGAGGCGGGCUCGAAAGCCCGUUCAAAUUAGCGCAUUCAUGGCGGAGGCCGCCGCACGGCGGCCCUUCCCUAUCGCUGCCCCUCCGUGUGCUCGCCUUUGGCCCGCCCUGCGCGCCUCGCGGGCGCCCCACAGCACGACAAGAGGGCCUCGCGCUGCGCUCGCGCGCAGCGGAGCCCUUCCGCGGGAGCGGGCCGCCUCGAACGAGGGCCUCUCUCGCGGGGAGCCUCGUCCUCGUCCUCGUCCUCCUCCUCCUCCUCU
Molecule: messenger RNA, 1163 nt
Organism: Prorocentrum cordatum
Lineage: Eukaryota; Dinophyceae; Prorocentrales; Prorocentraceae
Source: the annotation of a GenBank genome assembly